This is a messenger RNA of Mesorhabditis belari, 441 nucleotides long. Lineage: Eukaryota; Metazoa; Nematoda; Chromadorea; Rhabditida; Rhabditidae. The record is from the annotation of a GenBank genome assembly.
AUGAAGAUCCUCUUGGUUUUCGGGUUGUUAUUUGCUCUUUCUUCAGCGGAUGAUUCGAAAUCUGAUGUCGAGAAGAUCCUUCGCCCAACUCUGAAUGCCUACGUCGAGGCCGUCGUUUCGGGAGAUUAUGACAAAGCCAAAGAAUACUAUCAUGUGAACGCGAUUUCCGUGGAAACCGACAAGAAUGUGUGGUAUAAACCAGACAAAAUCAUUGAAGCCGUCAAGAAAUACUACGCCGAAAACCCAAAGAGUAAGAGCGCAAAGGUUGAAUCGGAAGAGUUCUCGGGUGGCGGCAAGGUGAUCUCUUAUAAAAGCCAAUGGACAUUCCCCGACCAGAAAGGACAUCAAGAGGGGCCCUAUUUCCAGAUCUGGGUCUUGGACACCGAUGGCAAAUGGAAGGUCUACCAUGAGGAAUACUCGCUUGACGCUCCGAAAAGCGCU